This is a messenger RNA of Sapajus apella (tufted capuchin), 5070 nucleotides long. It is a transcript of the gene ZNF420, whose product is annotated as zinc finger protein 420. Lineage: Eukaryota; Metazoa; Chordata; Mammalia; Primates; Cebidae. The record is from RefSeq and is a predicted model, not a curated record. Gene Ontology annotation, cellular component: nucleus. The transcript is spliced from 5 exons. Bases 1791 to 3839 code for a protein of 682 amino acids. Gene Ontology annotation, molecular function: DNA-binding transcription repressor activity, RNA polymerase II-specific; RNA polymerase II cis-regulatory region sequence-specific DNA binding; DNA-binding transcription activator activity, RNA polymerase II-specific. Gene Ontology annotation, biological process: negative regulation of transcription by RNA polymerase II.
GCAACCGGGACCAGCCGGUUCCACAGGCUGAGUCCACGAGCUUCCGGGGGGUGAGCGGUCUGAGCCUCCCCGUGCCGGCCGGCCGGCCAGCCACGGCCUUCCCGGCGCUGGACUACAUUUCCCAGAGUCACCGCGUCCGGAACGCGGCUUCAUUUCCGUUGGUUUGCGAGAUUUGGAGGUAUCGCGUGGGGAGAGGGCCGCGUCUGUGGAGGAGCUGGGCUCGGCACCUGCUAGGCUGGCGAACCCGAAAUCGGGCUUGUAACCCGAGUGCCGGAUCUUGGACCCUGAACUGCACCUCUGUUGGGGUAGGAGUGUCCGGGAUGCCAGAGCGGACUUGCGCGGAGAAAGCGUCUCUGGGGUUACGCGUGUGGCCGUGUCUCGGGUUUUGUGUGCUGGCUGCAGCCUGCCUGGUAUUGGUGCCUGCCUGUGCAUACACGACUGGGCGUGUGUGGCUGUGGUUUUGUGUAUGAGCAAUUGUGUGAAUGUGAGUUGUUUGUGACUCUGAGGGUGUUUGUGACUGUUUGCUUACCUGGCUGGGAUGUGCUCAUGUGACUGUGUAUGUACCGCGUGUAUAAUUGAGGUUUGCCUGUGACUAUAAAGUGUGUGACAUUUGUGACAAGAGUGUUUGGAUGUGCUUGUGUCACUUUGAGGUUGUGUAUAUACCUGAUAUCGUGUGACGGGUUUGCCAGUAAAUGUAAGGUGUGUGACUGUGGCUGUGACACGGUGUUUGUGACCACGUGUUUCCCUGAUCUGGUACUUGGUUGGGUGACUGUGUGUGACUGUCGGGUUGUGUGUUUUUAUGACUGAGUAAAGAGACUAAACUUGGAGCUUUGAAAGGGUGUUUCUGGCGGUAUGUGUCUCUGACAAGGUGCUUGGAUGUAAUUAUAUGCCUUGUACUUAAUGGGAUUUUGUUUGAGAGGAGGUGCUCUAACAAUGUAGCAUAAUUGGGUGAUUGUGCCUUUAGUUGUGUGACUGUGGAAAUGUGAUUAUGUGUGACUUUGGCCAUUUGUAUAUUCUGUGACCUUAUGGGUUGUCCAGUACAGAAGUAAAUUUCAUUUUGGUAUUUCUGGGGUUGAGGUCUGUCUAUGGAUCAUGAGUCUUAUGUGGCUCUGUGCUCCUCUGAGGACUUAAGGACUUCUGUUUUUACCACAGUGGCUGCCCGUUCAUACAUGGCCUGUAUUCCUUCAUUUCUGUAUCCAUCCUUGGCCCACCUGUGAAAUGUAGUUCCCGGUUCACGGCUUCUUCCCUGUGUCCUCUCACCUUAUAGCCUUAAGGGGACUGAAUGCAAGGAAGUGGCAAGAAGUAAGGAAGCCAGACAUUUGGACACCUGGGUAAAGAAUAGGAGUUAUUUGCAAGCCACAGACCUGGUUUCGAGAUGAGAAUUUUAGGGCUUAAAAUACCUUCAAGACAGGCCACUGGAAGUGUCAUGGGAUUCCAGGAGUGGGAAUAGUUUCAGAGGGAGUGCUUUUGGAGGCAGCCACACAGUUCUGAACCUGAAGCACUCCACCACAGGGCUCUCUGUCUCCAGCAUACAACUUUGAAUCCAGAAAUAAAUUCAAGCCAAAGACGGCUGUGACCUGGCCCUUCUUUCUGAUACAGAAGAAACCAGAGGAUAAAGAAUGGCUGUUUCAGUCGCAAUGUCCAAGCUCUGCAUUCUCCAGACUCUGUGCUUUUCUAAGAUAGGAAACCAGAAGAGGACUGAUCAUUUCUUGCAGGUCUAAAAACCAUGGCUUGGGUAAAUUGGAGUUUCUUUGUGCUCUCUUCACUUACUUUUUUACAGAAAAGUAGUGAUGUUCAGGGAUGUUGCUAUUGACUUCUCUCAAGAAGAGUGGGAAUGCCUGGACGCUGCUCAAAGAGAUUUGUAUAGAGAUGUGAUGUUGGAGAACUACAGCAACUUGGUAUCACUAGACUUGCCUUCAAGGUGUGCAAGAAAGGACUUAUCUCCAGAAAAGAACACUUAUGAAACAGAAUUAUCCCAAUGGGAAAUGAGUAACAGGCUUGAAAAGUGUGACCUUGAGGAGUCCAAUUCUAGGGAAUAUUUGGAAGCCAAAGCCAAGAUGGAGAAGCAACAAGAAAAUCAGAAGGAAUAUUUCAGGCAAGGGAUAAUCAUAUAUGACAAAAUGUCCAUUUUCAACCAGCAUACUUACUUGUCUCAACAUUCAAAAUGUCAUUCUACUGAGAAACCCUAUAAAUGUAAGGAAUGCGGGAAAGCCUUUAGACGAGCCUCACACCUAACACAACAUCAAAGUAUUCAUACUGGUGAAAAACCCUAUGAAUGUAAGCAAUGUGGGAAAGCCUUUAGUCGUGAUUCACAGCUCAGUCUUCAUCAGAGACUUCAUACUGGUGAGAAACCUUAUGCAUGUAAGGAAUGUGGGAAGGCCUUUACUCAAAGCUCACAACUUAUUUUACAUCAUAGAAUUCAUACUGGUGAAAAACCAUACAAAUGUGAAGAAUGUGGGAAAGCCUUUAUUCGUAGCUCACAACUUACCCGACAUCAAAAAGUUCAUACUGGUGAGAAACCUUACGAAUGUAAAGAAUGUGGGAAGGCCUUUACUCAGAAUUCACAACUUACACUACACCAGAGACUUCAUACUGGUGAGAAGCUCUAUGAAUGUAAAGAAUGUAGGAAGGUCUUUACUCAGCUCUCACAACUUAUUCUGCAUAAGAGAAUUCAUACCGGUGAGAAACCGUAUGAAUGUAAGGAAUGUGGGAAAGCUUUUAUUUGUGGCUCACAGCUUUCUCAACAUCAAAAAAUUCAUAAUGGGGAAAAACCAUAUGAAUGUAAGGAAUGUGGAAAGGCUUUUAUUCGAGGCUCACUACUUAUGCAACAUCAGAGGAUUCAUACUGGUGAAAAACCCUAUAAAUGUGAAGAAUGUGGGAAGGCCUUUAUCCGCGGCUCACAACUUACCCAACACCAGAGAAUUCAUACCAAUGAAAAGCCCUAUGAAUGUAAGGAAUGUGGAAAGACGUUUAGUCAUGGCUCACAACUUACCCAACAUCAGAGAAUACAUACUGGUGAGAAACCCUAUCAAUGUAAGGAAUGUGGAAAGGCAUUUAAUCGUGGCUCGCUCCUUACACGACACCAGAGGAUUCAUACUGGUGAGAAACCCUAUGAAUGUAAAGAAUGUGGAAAAACCUUUAGUCGUGGCUCAGAACUUACUCAGCAUGAGCGAAUUCACACAGGUGAGAAACCCUAUGAAUGUAAGGAAUGUGGGAAAUCUUUUAUUCGUGGUUCACAGCUUACUCAACAUCAGAGAAUCCAUACUGGUGAGAAACCUUAUGAAUGUAAAGAAUGUAGAAUGGCCUUUACUCAGAGUUCACAUCUUUCCCAACAUCAAAGACUUCACACUGGUGAGAAACCCUAUGUGUGUAAUGAAUGCGGAAAGGCCUUUGCGCGUGGCUUACUACUUAUACAACAUCAGAGAAUUCAUACUGGUGAGAAACCGUAUCAAUGUAAGGAAUGUGGGAAAGCCUUUAUUCGUGGUUCACAGUUGACUCAACAUCAGCGAAUUCACACUGGAGAAAAACCCUAUGAAUGCAAGGAAUGUGGCAAGGCCUUUAGUCAUGGCUCUCAACUUACUCUACAUCAGAGAAUCCAUACUGGUGAGAAGCCCUAUGAAUGCAGAGAAUGCAGAAAGGCCUUUACUCAGAGCUCACAUCUUUCUCGGCAUCAGAGGAUUCAUACUGGUGAGAAACCAUAUCAAUGUAAGGAAUGUGGGAAGGCCUUUACUCGUGGUUCACAACUAACACAACAUCAGAGAAUUCAUAUCAGUGAGAAAUCUUUUGAAUAUAAAGAAUGUGGUAUUGACUUUAGUCACGGCUCAGAAGUUUACAUGUGAACUGUCUGAUUCUUUGAGAUCACUAUGAAGAGGUUCUCUGGUUGUUAUCAGCAACGAAUUCUCACAGAUGUGAAUAUGGGUGCACGUCUGCCUCAGGCACAGCAUCAGAGAAUUUGUAUGAGGAAAAGAAAAUGUUAGUGUCAUUCAUAUAGAAAAACCUAUCAUUACUGAAAACCUAUUAAACAUUAGCAAAUUGGAGAAUAGUUUCAAUGCAGUAAAUGUAGGAAGGCCUUUAGCCAUAUUGAAAACAAAUAUCUUUUUCAACAUUAUCUUAGCUCUACUAGUUGAUUUUUUGUUGUUGUUAUUGUUAUAUGUAUCAUGAUACUUAACCUCUACCUUGGUUUAAUCAUUUAAGAUACACCUAAGUAUAUUACCUUUAUUAUAAGAUUCUUGGAAGUAUUAUGUAAGUUAUUACAUGUGAAAGCUCUUAGAAUGGUGCCUUGAACAUAGCAUACCACAAAUAUUAGCUACCAUUUUCCCUAGUGUUAUUUUAGAGAAUUUGCAUGAGAGGAGAAAACUUAUGAGUGUAAUAAAUAUUGAGAAAUCUUUUAUCAACACAUCCUAGAUGGGUAAGGGGCACUGUAUGCCAUAAUGAAUGUGAGAAAGCUGUCAUUUAAAUCUCAUCCAUUAUUGCUAUAAGAGGAAAUUCAUACUGUUCAAAAAAAAGCCAGUGGAUUUAAUGACUAGAUGAUUGAGCACAGCUGUUUGAGAAUUGGGGCAAGGCGUGAAGUGAUUUUUAACAAAGUCUAAGAUCCAAAGUCUAAUCUAGGAAAUUUUUAAAAACUUGAAUGUAUUGCUUUUGAAGUAAACAAAAGUAAGAACCAAUAUUACAGACUAUUUUGCAAUGCAAAAUGAUGAGAGUUUGUGAUAGAGACUGCUUUUUUCCUACUCUAUAUCUAUUUUCUCUUUUUUAAUAACAAAAUUCUGGGCUGAAAAACUAUCUCAGCCUUCCUUGCAGAUCAACAAGAUAGAAGUGGUGUUUAUAUGAGUAGGAGAUUUAUGAAAUCCAUUUUUUUCUGUCUUUUUUUCCCCUUCCUACAACGUGGACAUCAAAGCUGGAGCUCCAGUACUGUCAUGGGGACUUUGAGAAUGGUAUCUGGGUGUUAGGGAUCAUGGAGCAGACAUGCAGAAGGAGUCUGCAACCCUGAUGAUUUUGUGGAACAGCCAUACUUGCUCUGGUCUGCUUGCCUCCUGUGUUUGUUUAAAUAAAAUUAAACAUCUUAUUUGUUGA